Molecule: messenger RNA, 4893 nt
Organism: Lampris incognitus (smalleye Pacific opah)
Lineage: Eukaryota; Metazoa; Chordata; Actinopteri; Lampriformes; Lampridae
Product: M-phase phosphoprotein 9
Exons: 24
Coding region: 113-3985 (1290 amino acids)
Cellular component (GO): centriole
Source: RefSeq, a predicted model, not a curated record
UAGCCAACCAGCUAGCAGCUAGCCGACUAGUGGACUCUUGAGGAAAUAUGGACGAGGCGACGUUACGAGUCAACGGUUCCCCGAGUGACCCCCUCUGCAUGGGCCCAUAACCAUGUCCACAGAUGACAGUAUCUCUGAAGAUGUGUCCAGCUCCGGGGCUUUGAGCCAUUGCCAUGUCAGUGGCGAUGGGGAUGGCGGUAAAGGGAGUGAGGCCUCGUUGGUUUCUUCGGAGGGGACAUCAGCCUCCGGUGUGGCUGGGCCAGAGGAUGGACACACUCGAACCUCUGCAACAAGAGGCACUGUGGAGAACAGAUCAAUGGAUAUCACACCAGCAUGCAACAAGAUCAGAAGCCUGUGUCUAAGCUCGAAAGGAGCUUUUGUCCAAGGGAAGAACCUUCCCUUCAUCAACCCGAGCUCUUUGGAGACCCUGAGGGCCCUGGUGCAGGAAAUCCAGAGCAGUGGGGAGACAGAUCCUGAGAUCUGGAAAGACUGUGAGGGACGAUGGUUGCAUCUAUUUCAGCUGGUUGAGAAGCAAUACCAGGAGCAAAUCCUCGCUCAACAAGAACAAUACCAGUGCCAAAUACAGUUGAUUCAGGAUGAAAUUAAAGCCCUGGUCCAACUACAGAACCGCCAGAGCAGUGGCCAGCAGCACACAGAUUUUUUACCAACUCCUGCCAUCACUACCACAACUGAUACCAAGGAAUAUAUUUUGCCCUUUAUUCCCAAUGAUCCCUCACCUCUUACAAACCUGUCCAGUGGGGCUGACUGCCUGUCAGCCUCUGUCCAAGUCCCCUUUAGCUCCCCCUCACCUCCACUUCAUAGACCAGAGACAACUAGCCCGGGGGAUGGGGAGCCCGCUGAGGUGCGGUCAGCUACAGUGAUGAGCAGUGGGUAUGGGACGCUGUCCACCUGGGAAACAGGCUUGGAAAAGACUGGUUCUCCGAGGGAAGUGGAGGAAGCUAGCCAACUGAAAGACAGGCAUGACUGGCCGUCUGUCAUCCAGGAGCAGACAGAGCCAGCUGUGACCGGGUGCCAGCGGAGCUCAUCUACUGAGAUGCCUCCUAGAGCUGAGGCGUCAAGCUCGCUGUCCUGUCAGCAGAAGUCCUCUGGCAGCGUCAACCAACCUUUGACCUCCUGGGCUCAGAGGCAGAAAGCGAGGCCCAAAAAGAAUAAGGCUGGACAAGCUCCAUCCCAGGUCCCUGAUAGCCAGGAGCAGCCUCUCAGCCCCAGACAAACACCUAGACACAGCCCCCUGGAGGACGCCAACUUCCAGCUCAUCCCAACUGGGUUACAGCAUCCACCAGAUGGGCCCUCCCCCCCUGCAUUUAUCUUGAGGAGGAGCGACAGCCUGGUGUCUGAGGUAUCAGGUCUAACAUAUUGGCGUCUGAAUGAGAGCGAUCUUUAUCGACCCCUGCCGGACAGCUUUGACAGUGGUACCUACCUCCUUUUGCAAGAGGCAUCCAUGAGCCUGGCUCCAUCCCAGGAGCCUCAGUUGUCUCUUAGAGAGAUCUAUCAGAGCAAGCAGAAAGCAGAUUCCAAGCGAACUGACUGGGAUGGCUCCCUUACCUCUUGUCCCUCGUCACCGCAGGUGUUGACUUUGGAUCCAGCACUCAAUGUGCGUCAGUCCGAUCGUACAUCUGGCUUCACAUCACCCUCUCACUUCAGCAGCCCAUCUUUCCCCACUCAACCCCAACUCGACCCCAGGGCAGGGACCCAUGUCACCUCUGACAGCAUGGUUGACUGCAGCGCCAACCGUGGAGAUACAGACUGUAUCUCCAGUACCUCCAGCCUUUCGGUCACCACACCUUCGUCUGCAAAGGUGGAGAGUUUUUGGGGGAAACCGUCCCAGGGAUUCCCCACUGCCGCCCAGGAUAAGAUGAAGCCCUGCUCUCUUAUGACCAGCCAGCAACGCAGAGCCAGUGCACCCUUAGCCAGUGAAGAGGAGGGCAGUCACACCCACACCAGCACCCUGAAGCCGUCUGAUGCCAGCCCACUUCAUGCCGCCGGUCCACGUGUAGAAAGAGCUUCAUCAUUCGAAGAUCCUGUUGUUCUCUCUCUAUUAAGGCAGGACCUGAGACAGAAGCAUUCGAGACACAUAGCUGAUGUGAAAGCUUAUUACGAAAGUGAGAUUCAAGCCCUACGAGACAAACUCAGCCUGAGAGAACUGCCCCCGGACAUGGAGAAGAGCAACCAGACCCUCAGAAAGAGGUGUCGGGAUCUAGAGCGUGCUCUGGCUGAAGCUGCCAGGUGUAUUGAAGAGCUGGAGGCCAAAAACGCCGCACUAGAGAAAAAACUGGUGGAGUGGCCACAGCGGUAUGCCGUAGCAGGUGCCACUGUAAAAUCCCUGCAGCAGCGACUGGAGGAAAGCAAACGGUCAGGCAAUGAGAAAGACACCUCGGUAGCACAUCUGAAGACCCGAGUGCGCCAGCUAGAGGAGGCUGCUCAGAGUGCCUGCAAGGAAGCAGAUGAGAAGGACGCCACAAGAGCAAGAGAGAACAAGAUGCUGCAGGAUCUGCUUGGGGAAUAUGACUCUCUGCGGAAGGACCAUGAAGGGGUGAAGGACAAGCUGAUAUCAACUGAAAACAAGCUCGUCGAUGCCAAUGAGCAGAUCUCUGAACUGAAGAGGGUGAUUUCAAAGCUUGAGUCUCAGGUGAAGCAGUUGGAGCAUGAGAACCAGGCCAGAUUGCGCUACGCUUCCCAUAGUAACACACAGCCUUCUGGGGCAGGUCUUUACCACCACCCGGACCUGCUACUUUCACCAACCAAAAGCAGGACAGUACCAGAUCUUAGCCAUCGGAAGUCUUCCUGUCCUCCGUCUGACCAUCCUAGUAGUGCCAAGAAGUCGCCAUACCCUCAAACCAAUAGGAAGUCACCAUGUACACCAAAUGACCAGUCAAAUGCUUCUGGAGGCUCUGUGAACAAUUUGCCCGCAAAGAGCAGUUGGAGAUGUUUUUCACCCCCAGAGCGUGAACACUCCCACCCUGAAUCUAGGCAUCAGUCCCAACCCCAGGAGCCAUUUGGCAAAGAACCCGGCAGGCGAGAGGGGCCAUGCCCCAUGACACCUGUGAUGAUGGCUUUAAUAGAGCUGGAGGAAACCAGGGCCACGGAGAGUCGGGCACCAUGGGUUUCUAAUCAGCGAACUGCGGCAGGGUUUGUGGAGAGGAUCCACAGAGAACCUGUUCAGGACCCAGUCGGGCUUGCAGCGGAUGUGGAUAUGACUCAUCCUGGAAGGGGAGUAGCCGGACCGGAGCGAAAAAGGCUUGGUGCAACGGGCUGUGGCACUGGACAAGAGAAAGCUGCUCCUUUGGGCAGGGCUCAGAGGGGUGUGUCACCCGAGGGCCAUAGAUCCUCCUCGCUGCCCCCUCCAGUCCACUGUCACUUAACGACAACCACACCCACAAAGAGGGAAACUUUACUCACGCCUCUGUCUGCUAAGUCCAGCCCCAAACGCUGUCCCACUGAGAACUAUUCCACGGCGUUUGGCCACCUGUUGCCAAGACAUCAGCACAUGCUGCAAAGGCUUGAUGGACCACCAGACCAGAGACGCCAUUCAUUCCACAUUGCCAGUCCUAGGAAACGACUCUCCUUUACAGCACCAAACAAGAAAGAAGACCCACAUCAGCAGUGCAGCAUCUCAGCUGACAGUACUUGCAGUGUGAACCCAGUCGAGAGUAGCUGGGAGGACCAGGAGGCAUUGAUCAGGCAGAGGAUUCUGGACACUUGUGAGGACCCGGGUCUGUUUCUCCAGGACAAACUGGGCUCACUGGCCGAUGCUGAGAGAUUGUUUGAUGAGCUGACACAGGAGAAAUUGCAGGUUGAAGCAGCUUUGAGUCGAAUGCCUGGUGCAGGGGGGCGAGUGAGUUUGCAGACCAGAUUAGACGAGGUGGCCUUAGAGAAGCGUCUGGAGAGACUGAAUCGGGAACUGGGUUCGAUCCGCAUGACUUUGAAAAGAUUCCACGUCCUCCGCUCCUCUACCAAUAUAUAGCAAUGUCUGUCUUUUGUACAUCCAGUUGUAGAUACUGCAGUUUAGGUUGUGGUUUUAUCCGCAGCACUGAUUCUCCUCUUGUCUCUUUCUGUACCAUAGUCCACAUACAUGUACAACAAGACCACAACAACUUUUUUAUACAUGCUACUUAAAACUCGGGGAUAUUUUUUAUACGAUGGAAAGAUUUCACAGCUCUGGAGUAUAUUUUUAGUAUUACACAGAUUUUUACGUCACUUUUUUAGUCUGAAAAAUAUUAAUAAAUGUCUUUACUUGCCAUUUUCAGGUAUGUUGUGUAAAUUUUUAACGGCUAUUUGGUAUAUUUGGCCAUUGCACAAGUGAACGAUCCAAGAGCAUCAAGCCGACAUCCAUCCGCCUGGACAACAUCACUGCCACUGUGGUCCUGUUUGUGAAUAUUUUAAAUAUUUAUCCAUUUUACAUGACAUACCGUUGUAAUCUGAUGUUUUUUUUAUACUCGAGCCUGUUGAUUUAUGCAUUUUUGAAAAUAUUUUCUUCAUGCCGAAUUCAUUUUUUUUUCUGAUUUUGUUGACAAAAUUACAGAACUUGAAGGAUUUUAACCUACUUGAAUCAAAUUGCCUUUUUCAUUUUUUGUCCAGUCAUCUCUUCGAUCUACAUUCACGUCUUUUUCUUUGUAAGGAUUUCACAGUUGUAUCGAACCUCUAGAUAAGAACCACUUGUAAAAUGUAAACCAGCUUACAUUUAAAUAGAAACCAGUAGAGAACACGCCUCUCUGACAGAUGCUUCUUCUCGGGCAGUGCUUAUUGCAUGGAGUUUCUCGCACCUUUUCCUUUUGCCAUGCAGUUUUUCUGAGCUCUUUGUAACGAUCUACCUUCUGACUUCACUGGAACCAUGAUAUUGAUCUUCUUGCACAAUAAACAGUGUUGUUUGAU